This is a messenger RNA of Miscanthus lutarioriparius, 1893 nucleotides long. The record is from the annotation of a GenBank genome assembly. NCBI's taxonomy places the organism in Eukaryota, Viridiplantae, Streptophyta, Magnoliopsida, Poales, Poaceae.
AUGGGCUCCGUAGCCGGCGACACAGCCGCCCGCCUCGCGUACCCGCCGGCCCGCCACGACGAUUCCGUCGUCGACGACUACCACGGCGUUCGGAUCCCGGAUCCCUAUCGCUGGCUGGAGGACCCGGACUCGGAGGAGACGAAGGAGUUCGUGGCGAGGCAGGCGGAGCUGGCGGAGACGGUGCUCGCCGGGUGCCCCGACAGGGAGAACCUGCGCCGCGAGGUCACGCGACUAUUCGACCACCCGCGCCACGCCGCGCCGUUCCGCCGCGGGAACAAGUACUUCCACUUCCACAACUCCGGCCUCCAGGCCCAGAGCGUGCUCUACAUGCAGGAUGAUUUGGACGGAAAGGCAGAGGUUCUUUUGGAUCCAAAUACUCUAAGCAAGGAUGGGACGGUCGCUCUUUCAACAUAUUCUAUUAGCGAGGAUGGAAACUACAUUGCUUAUGGGCUAAGUGAAAGUGGUAGUGAUUGGGUCUCUAUUCAUGUGAUGAGCAUUACUAACAAGCGGCCUAUGCCUGACAAAUUGUCCUGGGUAAAGUUCUCAUCUAUCAGCUGGACUCAUGACGGGAAAGGUUUUUUCUAUGGUCGGUAUCCAGCACCUAGAGGAGGGGAAGUGGAUGCUGGAACUGAGACAAACAUCAAUCUUAAUCAUCAGAUAUAUUACCAUGUUUUGGGAUCUGAUCAGUCAGAGGAUAUAUUGUGCUGGAAAGAUCCUGAACACCCAAAGUAUUCCUUUGGUGCCUCAGUCACUGAAGAUGGAAAGUACAUCAUAUUGGGCAUCUAUGAAGGUUGUGAUCCUGUCAACAAAUUAUACUAUUGUGAAAUUUCUUCUCUUCCUCGAGGAAUAGAGGGCUUCAGAGAGACAGAAGAUUUGCUUCCAUUUGUCAAGCUUAUUGACAAUUUUGAUGCUCAAUAUCAAGUUGUGGCCAAUGAUGGUGAUGAAUUUACAUUUUUGACCAAUAAAAGUGCCCCUAAGAAUAAGCUGGUAAGGGUAGAUAUCAAGAACCCAGAGCUGUGGACUGAUGUUCUUCCAGAGCAUGAAAAAGAUGUGCUCGAGUCAGCCGACGCCGUUAACAAUAACCAACUGUUGGUGUGUUAUAUGUCAGAUGUUAAGCAUAUUCUGCAGAUAAGAGACCUUAGAACUGGAAACUUUAUUCAUCAGUUGCCUCUGGAGAUUGGUGCUGUUUCAGAGAUCUCGUGCAGACGUGAAGACAAGGAAGUAUUUAUUGGCUUCACAAGCUUUCUUUCUCCAGGCAUUAUUUUCAGGUGUAACUUAGCACCUACAAUCCCUGAAAUGAAGAUGUUUCGAGAAAUUUCAGUUCCUGGAUUUGAUCGCACAAGUUUUGAAGUUAAGCAGGUUUUUGUCCCUAGCAAGGAUGGAACCAAAAUUCCCAUGUUCAUAAUGUCAAAGAAAGAUAUCGAUCUUAAUGGAUCGCAUCCAACUUUGCUAUAUGGUUAUGGAGGAUUCAACAUAAGCUUAACAGCUUCAUUCAGUGUUAGUCGUGUUGUGCUAUGCAAGAACAUGGGUUUCAUUGUCUGUGUAGCAAACAUUCGGGGUGGUGGAGAGUACGGGGAGGAGUGGCACAAAGCUGGAGCACUUGCAAUGAAACAAAAUUGUUUUGAUGACUUUGCUGCCUGUGCGGAAUUCCUCGUUUCUAGUGGUUACACCAGUUCCAGACGUUUAUGUAUUGAAGGCGGAAGCAAUGGUGGUCUUCUGGUUGCUGCUUCCAUUAAUCAGAGGCCUGAUCUCUUUGGGUGUGCUCUUGCUCAUGUUGGCGUCAUGGACAUGCUCCGUUUUCACAAGUUUACAAUUGGUCAUGCCUGGACUACAGACUAUGGUUGUUCAGAUAAGGAAGAAGAGUUCCAGUGGCUCAUUAAGUCACAUUAUUGA